AUUGACUUUGUCUCCUCCUCCUUUUCUUCAGACCACUGCUACACCUUCACGGUGCAGUACAACCUCGACACCCUCCCCUCAGAGCGACUGGUGAGAGCUUCUUUUGUUCACCUUCGCUCUUCUCCGCCCUCUUCUUCCUCCACAAACUUGAGCAGCGAACAGGCCGUCCAGCCGCCCCGCUGCAGGGCUCAGAUCACCGCGCUGGGUGCAGAGAGUCUGGUCACCUUGGAGCCUCACGAGCGGUGGACGGAGACGGACAUCACUGCACACAUCAGCAGCCACGUCCUGCGUGGGAAGGAUCGAGGCCGGGGGAGGCACUUGACCCUCACUGCCCAGUACUGGUGCACAGAACCUGAGCUAGCUGAAGAGAGCAACGGCCUCCUGCGGUGGUGGAGGAUUCUGUCUCGAGGGAGGACACGCUGGAUCGGUGAACCUCACCUCGAAGUUCCCUCUCUUCUUCUGUACCUGGAGGAGGAGAGGGAGGUGAAGGACUGGAUGGGAGAACUGCUUGGCACGGAAGGGGAAGGCAUCAUGAGGCAAAUUGGGCAGUGGCAUUUUUCGCUUCACCGCCGCCGUCGCUCCAAAGAUUCUUCAGAGCCUCAGGAUCCUUCACUUGACGCACUAAAGAAUGCCCCCACUUCCUCUUCAUCUUUCUCCACCCCCACCUCAUCCUUGAUCGUCUCUGAUAUCCCCAGCUACAAACACAAAACCAACACACCCAAAAACCGAUGCAAGCUCCACUCUUUCCGCCUGUCUUUCGAUGAACUCGGCUGGGGCCACUACUUUAUCGCCCCGCCCGUCUACAACCCUCGGUUCUGCCAGGGCGACUGCCCGAGGGUGCUCCACUAUGGCUACCAUUCCCCCAACCAUGCCAUAAUCCAGACACUCAUCAAUGACCUGGGCGUCGGGGACGUCCCUCCUCCGUCCUGCGUGCCCUACAAGUACAUGCCCAUGAGCGUGCUGGUCGUGCAAAAGAAGAAGGUGGAGUACAAGGAGCUGGACGACAUGGUGGCAGAGUCCUGCACGUGUCGCUAGAGACUUGGAGGAGCACGUCUAAGUGAUUUAAAUAUGCUUUGCACUGUGGGGGAGGAAAAAGAGACUUAAAUAGAAUUUCUGAUGGGACACUGUUUUGAGCUUCAGCUUGGCAGCUAACCACAACAAGCUUUAUGCUGGAGGGAGGAAGCUGCUGUUGUGGUUUCCGUGUGGUUUCAUGGUCCCUGUUGAAGCAAGGUGGAUGCUGAAUGUGAAUGCGGGAUCUGCAGACAGAAGAAAGCCCUUACUUUCCAGUGUGCAAUGACUGUACUGUAAACCCUCUGUGGCCAAAAGCACUUUGUAGAUGAAUAUACUGCUGAUGAAAUUAUGGAUCACUAAAAAGCAGGUUAGGUCACCCUGAAUGAUUAUUAUCCCAAACGUCCCAAAAAUAUAACAAAUGUACAAAUACAUAAACUAACUUUGGGUAAACACCAGUCUACGUAUAAGAUUUAAACAGAAUAAAUGUAAAAUCUCAGUAUUCAA
Messenger RNA from Pundamilia nyererei, 1515 nucleotides. RefSeq names its product bone morphogenetic protein 15 (gene bmp15). The annotation marks the transcript as partial. The transcript has a single exon. Lineage: Eukaryota; Metazoa; Chordata; Actinopteri; Cichliformes; Cichlidae. Gene Ontology annotation, cellular component: extracellular region. The record is from RefSeq and is a predicted model, not a curated record. Gene Ontology annotation, molecular function: cytokine activity; growth factor activity.